Molecule: messenger RNA, 7390 nt
Organism: Aureococcus anophagefferens
Lineage: Eukaryota; Pelagophyceae; Pelagomonadales; Pelagomonadaceae
Exons: 9
Coding region: 1-7320 (2439 amino acids)
Biological process (GO): intracellular signal transduction; cyclic nucleotide biosynthetic process
Cellular component (GO): cytoplasm
Molecular function (GO): adenylate cyclase activity
Source: RefSeq, a predicted model, not a curated record
AUGGAGUGCCGCAACCCGUACCUUCCCGGCGCUGGUCGGUCCGAGACGCGCGGCCUCGCCGGCGUCGGCGCCCACGCGAGCCUCGCCUCCACGGGCCCGCACGUCGCCGCCCACUCCGACCUGCGUCGCACGACGAACGUCGCGUCGGCGCGCCGCGGCCUCGACGGCGCCCGCUACCGGGAGCGGCUCCAGGCCUACGCGGGCCUGAGCGGCGCCGGCCCGCCGCCGCGAACGGGCGACGCGCGCGACCUCGCGGGCCACCUCUCGACGACGUCGCUGAGGCACGACGGCGCGCCGGCGGCGAUGCGCGCCUUCGAGACGGCGCCCGCGCUGAAGCAGGCCGGCGCCUGCUCCCGGUCCGCCGAGGCGCUGGGCCAGGGGUCGACGUGGCGCGGCCCCGCGACGUCCGCGCGCAACGUCGACCCGCGGGCGCGGCCGGCGGCGCCGCGGCCGCCGCCGCCCUUUUCGCGGCCGCCGGCGGCCUGCGCGCGGGCGCUGCUCUUCUUGGCGAACGCGGACGUCGCCGCCUGCGCGGCCGUGUCGGCGUACUGGGCCGACGAACUGCUCCUCGACUACGCGGCGCUGCGCGUCCGGUUCGGCGCGCUGCUCCCGGGGGAGUCCGCGCCGUCGUUCCUGGCGUCGCUCGCGGCGCUCGCCGCGGCCCGCGGCGCCCGGGGCUGCGCCGACGCGCUGGCGACGGGCUCCGCGGCGCACCACGGCGUCGCGUUCCUGCCCGGGGGCUGCGUCGCCUGGGGCCGCAACGACUCGGGCCAGACGGGCGACGCGCGGCUCGCCGGCGGCCCCGCGGGCCCGCCGCUGCCCGCGUGGGUCGCGGGCCUGCCCGAGCGGACGCCGCCCGUCGCCGCGGCGGCGGGGGCGGACCACAGUGUCUUCCUCGACAGCGACGGCGCCGUCUACGACUGCGGCGUCGACGGCGCGGGCGACCGGCCGAUCCCGCGGCCCGUCUCCCGCGUCCGCGAGAUCGCGCGCCGCGUCGUCGCCGUCGCCGCGGGCGAGCGCUACACGCUCGCGCUGACGACGCGGGGCGACGUCUACAGCUGGGGCGAGUGCCUCUUCGGUUCGCUCGGGACGGGCGCGUUCCUCGAGAAGCGGCGCGCGCCGGCGACCGUCGGCCUCCCGCGGACGACGCGCGUCUCCGCGGGGCCGCACCACGCGCUGGCCGUCGCCGGCGGUCGCCUCUACGCCUGGGGCCGGGGGGCAGAUGGGGAGACGGGCCUCCGGCAGCGCCUCCGGGCGCCCGCGGCGACGCCCGCGGCGGCGACGCGGCGCCGCGACGUCGCCGGCGACCGCGCGCACGACCGCGCGCGGCCGGAGGCCGUGGCUUUGGCCGGCGACGUCGUCGACGCGUCCGCGGGCGGCGCCCACUCCCUCGCGGUGGUCGCGGGCGGCGCCGUCUUCGGGUUCGGGCUCGCGAGUUUCGGGCGCACCGGCGUCGACGUCGGCUGGCCGCGGCGCGCGAACGUCUGGCGGCCCGAGGCCGUGGCCCUGGCGGCGCGCGUCGUCCGCGUCGCCGCGGGGGGCGAGCACUCGCUCGCCCUCGACGACGGCGGCGGCGUCUGGUCCUGGGGCAGGGGCGGGCUCCACGGGCGCGCGACGGCGCGCGACGCGUUCGCGCCCGCGCCCGUGAAGCUACCCUCUCCCGCCGUCGCCAUCGCGGCCCACGCGGCCCACGCCCUCGCGGCGACGGCGCCGGGCGACGACGGCCGCUGCGCGGUCUACGCCUGGGGCCGCGGCGACCACGGCCGCCUCGGCGUCGCCGACGCGUUCGGCAACUGCGACAUCCGCGACCGGGCGACGCCCACCGUGGUGCAAUGGACGCGGCGAUCCAGCGCGGGCGGACGCAAGUUCGAGGACUUCGUCCACCACCCGGACGGCUCGUUCCAGCACCGCGACGACUCCUCCUUCGGCUCCCAGCCCGCGUUCGUGGUCGUCGCGCGCCACGGCACGGUCCUGAACGUCCACCUCCUCGACCGGCCCCGCAAGGACCACUUCAAGAAGUCGACCUGCUCCGACGCGGCAACCCUAAUAAUCCCCAGGUGUCUCUCCGCCAUCGGUGCCGUCUUCUCCCUGAGCGAGAUCAUCCUCGAGGCGCACCGAUCCCUCGCCCAGAAGCUCCGGGAGAGCGGCGAGGUCGAGCGCAUGAAGACGAGCCGCCUGCUCCGGAGUUUCGUGCCCAAGCUCGUGCGCCAGGACGUCGCGUCGCGCGACCCGUCGAAACGCUUCCGUCAAGCUCAGGGCGCGGUCCUCUUCGCGGACGCGUCGGGCUUCACGGCCCUGACCCAGUCGCUCUGCGCGGACAAGGACGGCGCGGAGCGCCUCACGGGCAUCCUCAACGACUUCUUCGGCGUGCUCAUCGACCUCGUGGAGUCGUACGGCGGCGACGUCGUCCAGUUCUCCGGCGACGCGCUCACGAUCCUCUGGCGCUGCGCGGAGAGCGACGACGACAAGGGUCUCGCCGGCGGCGAGGCGCAGGCCGUCAUCCUCGCGUCCGCCUGCGCGGCGGCCAUGCAGCGCGCGAUCGCGGGCGACGCGCGGCUCGCUGGCGGCCCGCUGACGAUGCACAUGGCGCUGGGCUGCGGCGCCGUGACGCUCGCGCACCUCGGCGGCGUCUGGGGCCGCUGGGUGCUGGUCAUGGACGGCCCGGCCAUGGCCCAGAUCGCCCUGGCCGAGCCGCUCGGCGGCAGCGGCGACGUCGUGCUCUCGCCGCGCGCCGCGAAAGCGCUGCGCGAGACGGACGGGUCGACGCGCGCGGACUCGAUCCUCGAGGCGCCCUACGGCGACGCGCACGCGGCCCACGCGCGCCUCGCCAUGGGCGGCGAUUUGAGGGCCCUCGCGGCGGCGGCGGCCGCCGUGAAGCACUCCCUGGGCGACGUGCCGGCGACGCGGGGGUCGCUGUCGGGCUCGCCGGGCGACGCGGCGAAGAUCGCCGCGUACGUGCCCGCGACGGUCUGCAAGCAGCUGCUGCUGAACCGCCGCGAGGACAAGAUCGACGCGUCGGCCGCGGAGCUGCGCCACGUGUCCGUCGUCUUCGCGCACAUGGCCGGCGUCCGCGCGUCCGCGGCCGCGGCCGUCGUCGAGGCGCUCCAGCGCGCCGUCGGCGUCGGCGAGGGCGACGUGAACAAGAUCCUCGUCGACGACAAGGGCAUGCUCUGCCUCGCCGUCUUCGGGCUGCCGCCGCUCGUCCACGUCGACGACGCGACGCGCGCGACCGCGGCGGCGCUCCUCGUCGUCGGCGAGCUCGCGGCGCUCGGCGUCGCCGCGUCCGUCGGCGUGACGACGGGCACGGCCUUCUGCGGCUUCGUCGGGUCCUCGGUGCGCCGCGAGUACACGGUCAUGGGCAACGUCGUCAACCUCGCCGCGCGCCUCAUGUCCGCGGCGAAGCGGGAGGCCGGGCGCGUCCUCGUGGACGCGGAGACGCGCGCGGCGGCGGCGUCCGCGUCGGCGUCGCGCGACUUCGACUUCCGGGCGACGGCGCCGCUGCAGCUCAAGGGGCUCAAGGACCGCGUCUCCGCCUUCGCGCCCGUGGAGGUGGAGCGCGCCGACGGGUCGCUCGCGUCCAAGGUCUUCUUCCGGGCGACGCGGCGCACGCCGCGGCGGCGGUCCUACCUCCAGAAGCUGUUCCGCCAGUCGUCGCUGGGCAUCCACGGCGACCCCCUGUCGCGGUCCAACGCCCAGGUCGGCCCGACGCGCCACGCCCAGGAGCUCCUCUACGGCUUCUCGCGGCCGCCGGAGCGCGUCUGGCCCGCGCCCGAGGGGGCGGGCGCGGCCGAGGCGCGCGCCGCGGGCGGCGCGCUGUGCGUCGCGGGGCACACGGGGCGGGGCAUGCACGCCAUCAUCGACGACCUCUGCGACUGGGGCGAGGACAAGAUGCGCUGGACCGUCUUCCGCGUGGACCUCGACGACCGCCACGCGAGCCAGGCGGAGGCGCUGCGCCUCGGCUUCGCGUCGCGGCGCGGCGACGCGCGCGAAACGACGGCGUGGCGCCUCGCCGCGCUGUCCAUGCGCUUCGCCCGGGCCUGGAUCCUCGACCUCGCCGCGGCGGCCGGCGUCGACGACUGGCGCGCGCUCGUGCCGCCGGAGCUGCGGCCGUUCGCGGGCCUCGCGGCGGCCGUCGUCGACGACGACGCCGCCGCGGACGACGUCGCCCUGGAGACGAGCGCCAAGGAGACGCUGGCCGUCGCCGUCAUCGUCGCCGCGCUCCGGAGCGGCGUCGACCGGCUGCCCGGGCCCGCGCUCUUCGCGGCGGACGUCCGCGACUCGUCGUCGUCGACGUGCGCGCUCCGCGGCGGCGGCUGGCGGCUGCUGGCGGCCCUGGGCCGCCGCUGCGGCGAGGCGACGGCGCGGGCCGCGCCGGCGCCGCCCAUGCUCCUCGUCGUCGCGGCGAAGCCCCGCGACUUCGGCCGCGGUCCCGCGGCGCAGCUCUGGGCGGACGCGGGCGAGCGCGGCGCGGCGCUGAGCCUGCGGGCGCUGGGCCGGGGCUCGGACGCCUACGGCACCUACGUGGCCCAGUGCCUCGGGGGCGUCGACGACGUCGUCGACGCGCGCGACGACGGCGGCGCGGCCGCGCGCGUCGCCGGCGGCGACGAGGCCCCGCUCCUCGGCGGCGCCGCGGAGGAGCCGCCCCGGGACCCGCGCCGGGUCCUCGAGGACUUUGUGCUCGAGUACAGCGGCGGCGUGCCCGCCUUCGUGCGCGAGAUCUGCCGCCACCUCGUCGCGUCCAAGGCCGUCGUCGUCUCCGGGACGACGGCGUUCCUCCACUGCCGGCGCCUGGACGCGGCGGCGCACGUGCCGCCGCUCGUCGCCACGUUCGUGAAAUUGGAGUACGAGGGCCUCGCCGACGACGAGAAGUUCCUCCUCCAGGCCGCGUCGGUGCUGCCCCGGUUCCGCGAGCUCGUCGUCGCCGCGGACGUCUUCCGCCGCUUCUUCGAGGCCGGCGACGCGGACGCGACGCUCCACGCGAACCUGAGGGUCGCGGCGCUCGCCGAGUCGCUCAUCCUCGACGACGUGCUCACGCUCGCGGCCGCGGACGACGACGACGACGACGCCGCGCGGCGCGCGCGCGCGGCCCCGCGGGGCGACGACGACGGCGCGCAACCCGACGGCUUCCUGGACCAGAUCCUCUGGAUCUGCAAGAAGACCGACGCGGACGCGCCGCCCGCGCUCGAGCGGAGCGGCCGGGGCUCCUUCGCGGACGACGUCGACGCGCGCGCCUGUGCGCGCGCCUACGGCGCGCUCGAGGCCGCGGAGGACGAGGCGCCGCGGCGGCUCCGCUUCAAGAACCGGGCGCUGCGCGCCUACGUCGUCUCCAUCAUGUCGAAGCGGGCCCGGUCCAGGCCCCUGAUCUGCUGGAGCCAGAUCGUCUUCUGGCCGUCCCACUUCAUGGACCCGACGAAGAGCACGCGCACGGGGCCACCGCCUUCGGCGGGCGCGGCCGCGUCCGCGCGGGGCGCCGGCGGCGCGUGGCGGUGUCUGGCGACGUCCGCGUCGCUCAGCACGGCGUCGAAGGACGCCGGGCUCUUGGGCCCCAGGGCCUCGAACUCGUCGUCGACGUGCGCGGCGUCUCUUCGGACGACGGACAGCGAGACGACGUGCGUCGCGGGCUCGACGCUCGAGAGCACGAUGGAGAUCAUGGACGUCGGCACGUGGGCCGGGAGCUGCGUGCCCCCCUCGAAGUCGACGCGGAUCUCCGCGUCCCCGGGCACGUCGCCGAGGAGGUGGAAGAAGACCUCGAGCCGCCGCGCCGCGGGGUCGCAGACGUGGCCCACCGGCGGCCAGACGACGAGCGCGCGCGGCGACCGCGCGUCCCAGGGCGCGCCCGGCGGCGGGAGGACGGCGACGUCGAGCAGCGCGGGCGACCGCGCGGCGCGGCCGGCCGCGUCGACGGCCGACACGCCGACGCGCGCCGCGACGGCACCGCCCGUCGCCGUCGCCUCGGCCGCCGCGGCCGCGAGCGGCGCGCCGACGCGCAGCGGCUGCGUGCCCGGGUCCGAGAUGAUGUCGACGCAGCUCACGGCGCCCGUCGCGCCGGCGCCGACGGCGCUCACGCAGAGGGCCCGCACGUUCGCGUCCAGGACCCAGGCCGCGACGAGCUCCGGCGGCAGCGACGCCAUCGAUGCCACGACCAUCAAGCUCGAUGCAUUAGGGACCCAGGAACCAACAAACACGUCGAAAGACGACCUCUGCGACGUGCGUAGCCUUGCGGCGGACGCGCGCUGGCUCGACGCCUUCGACGCGCUGGACACGCUCGAAAGCCCAGCGCCGGAGACCGCGGAGGACGUGGACCUCGUCGAAGAGGUCCGCGCGCGCGGCGCGAGUUUUCGGCGCGCGCGCGCGUUCUGCUCCGCGGACGCCGACGGCGCGGCGACCGCGGACGGCGCGGCGACCGCGGACGGCGCCGUGCCCGCCGCCGCCGCGGCGACCGCGGACGGCGCGGCGACCGCGGACGGCGCGGCGCCGGCGGAGGAGGCGUGGUCCGAGGGCCACCGCGCCUUCGGCGUCGAGACGAGCUACCGCUACGACGCGGACGGGCUGCUCUGGCUGCGAACGACGGGCGAGAUGAAGGACAUCGACCUCUUCCACACCGUCGCCGUGAUCCGCGAGAUCGGCCUCUUCGGCGAGUGGAUCCCGUUCCUGCGGCACUCGGACGUCGUCCACGAGCUCGACUUCUCGCGGCUCCUGGCCCACUUCUCCAUCGGCGUCCGGGGCGUGCUGAGCCGCGACUGCGUCAUGCGCGUCGCCGCGUGCAACGACGCGCUUUCCAGCGGCGCGCUCUACUUCGAGGGCGAGUCCCUGGCCGACGACGUGGCGGCGUGGCGCGGCGCGGCGGUGCCGCCGCGCUACACGGGCUGGGGCUACGACCGCAUGCACGUCCACUCGCUCGUCGCCAAGGUCGCGUUCACGUCGGCGACGAGCCAGCACGCCAUGGUCGUCGUGUCCGUCGACCUGCGGACGCGCCUGCCGCGGUCCAUCCUCGACUUCUUCCUGAAGAAGCUCGUGGGCAUCUUCCUCUGGCUCUGGCGCCGCCAGUCGCGCUACAUCUCCGCGCACGACGAGGGCAAGCACCGCGACGCCAUCGCCGCGGACGCGGCCUUCUACGAGAACUGGCUCCGCCCGAAGUACGACGAGUUCUGCGCCGCGCGCGGCUGGACGGACACGAGCCCGGCGCUCGGCGCGGACGAGGCGGAGGACGAGGUCGGCGACGACGCGGCGCUGCCGCCCGGGCUCGACGGCGCGGAGGACGGCGGCGCGGCCGAGUCGCCGGCGCCGGCCGUCGGCGGCGACGCGGAGGCCGUUGGCUGACCAGCGCCGCACGUGCGUCGCUGGCACCGGCGGGCGGCGACGGCGCGCGCAACUUAGGAAAUUGAACCGC